AAAAAAAAAAAAAGACACAGUGACUGUGACGUCAGAGGAGUAUUUGCAUACUCCGCAGUAUUUAUAGCGUGAUUGACGCUCACUACCUUCACUACUCUCCUGCGCCAACCAGACGUGCAUACCACUAUCUCGCUGACAAAAAAAAACCAAGAACCUCUGCAGAUAUGAGUGACAAAAUAUGCGUCGAUGAAGUCACAACAUUCGACAAGACCAAGCUGAAGAAGACUGAUACUGAGGAGAAAAACACCCUGCCAACCAAAGAAACCAUCGAUCAGGAGAAGAAGUCAUAAUGAAGACUAGUCUUCUGUGCACUGUAGAUUUCACAAGCCUUGCCUUUUUUUUUCUGUUCCAAAUUGACAAACCAUGGCUGUAAAACCACCACUCACUCGCCUAGAUGUCCCUCUGUGCAGCAAGGAAGUGUGGCUUUAUGUCUGCAUGGGUUCCUGGUCAUCUGUUGCUGACUCAUCUCCAGUGUGGGGUUGAGCGCAGACAUGUCGCAAAAAACAACUGAGGGACCUACGCUUUAUGCUUUGUAACCCUUCUCUGGCCACUUGUGAAUGUUCACAUGGCAAGUGGUGUGUUCUUUUUAGUCACAACAUCUGGAAUGCAGUUUUGUUAAAUAUGCAAAAAUAAAAAAAAAUGUUAACUGA
Molecule: messenger RNA, 650 nt
Organism: Cottoperca gobio
Lineage: Eukaryota; Metazoa; Chordata; Actinopteri; Perciformes; Bovichtidae
Gene: tmsb4x
Product: thymosin beta 4 X-linked
Exons: 3
Coding region: 165-290 (41 amino acids)
Biological process (GO): actin filament organization; regulation of cell migration
Cellular component (GO): cytoplasm
Molecular function (GO): actin monomer binding
Source: RefSeq, a predicted model, not a curated record